AUGCAUAACGAACAAUCUAAAAACAAUAACAAUCCAAUAUUUACACCAACGGACUUUUACAAUGAAUUGCAAUCGUUACCGCUGAAAUUCGAAAAAACAGAUACUCAACAAGAUUGUAAUGAAUUCUUAUUGAAAUUGUUUAAUAUUAUUGAAAAACCAUCAAUAUUAUCCGAAGUUUUUGAAUUUAAUAUUAAACGUGUUACUCAAUGUGAAAAUUGCAGAUCAUCACGCACUUCAGAUGAGCCUCAAAAUAUCCUUGAAUGUCCUGUACCAGAAAAAAAUGGUGAACUAUCGGAUUGUUUAAAUAUUUAUUUCAAAGAAGAGUAUUUAACGGGUAAUACUGCAUAUGACUGUCAUUCAUGUCAAUCUAAACAGAAUGCCAAAACUAAAAUGGGAAUUAACUCAUUACCAAAAGUUUUAUUAAUUUCACUCAAACGAUUUAAAGCAAAUGGUCUAGAAAAAUCACACUUUGCUGUUAAAUAUCCAGAAAAAUUAUGUAUUAAGCAAUGGUUAAGUGAAGAUUAAAAACUAUUAAAUGAUUUGGAAAAGCAAGUUCAAUUUCAGUUUUGUGAAAAUGUAUAUCCUGAACAAAGACGUUUUUCAAAAGCUGAUGCGUUUGGGAAAUUGGGUUCAAAUGAGUCGAAAGCCUCAAGGCGUCUUUGGAUUAAAGGAGAAUUGAAUACAACAGAUCAAAUCAGUUAUCCAAAGCUAAAAUUAGGCAUUCCUCCUAAAUAUCACAAUAAUUCUUGGUCACUGAAAGUGCAUACUGUUACGGAAAACAAUGGAACUAACGGAAUACAUUAUUUACAGUUGGAAAAAAAGAUUUUAAAAGAUCAAAGUGGUCAAAAAGAUCCAUUAAUCAAUUCAAUUGAAAUCAAGAUAAAACAAGCAGAUUUAGAAAAUGGUUCUCUUACGUAA
This is a messenger RNA of Rotaria sp. Silwood1, 918 nucleotides long. The record is from the annotation of a GenBank genome assembly. Lineage: Eukaryota; Metazoa; Rotifera; Eurotatoria; Philodinida; Philodinidae.